AUAAAAUCCAACCUGCCUUUUUGUCAAUAUAGGAGCUGCGAACAUGCAGUACUGAGUUGCAGCUUGAAGCUUGAAAGUAUUUCGGGCGACCCCAAGCUUCCAUUACAUAGAAUAGGAGCAGUACAUCACUAAACGCUGGUCGGGAGUUCCAUCAAAUAUGCCAAUGAAUGGCAUUCCAAAGCGCUGAGACCCAACCGAAUGUGGCCCGCAAGCGACGCUUGUGCUUCAAAGAUGCAGAGAUGCUGUUGCUACUUGGGGAACGAGGAGAAUCCUUCUGACAUGCAGUGGGAGCCUGCCGGGGAGUACAACGAGCCUGAGAUGCCCAAAGAGCUGUGGGAGGUACUUGAACCUCACCCAGAGCCUGAGAUGACUUUGGAGCAGGCCGAGAAUAAGGAUAAACCUCAGACACCACCCAUAGAGGGGGCCAGUCUGGAACCUGAAGCACCAGGUUUGGAGCAGCAUGAGGAGAAUGGAGAGCCAAAAACUCGCCAUGUGCGAGCAAGUUCCCAAGAUGAAGCAGAUGCUUUAGGCAGCUUGCUCAGGGAUCUGAAACAGCUUCCUAAGGCUCACACUAACAACUUCUUGCGCUCUGGCACCUAUGCUUUCCAGGCGUGGAAGUCUCGGACACUCCGAGCACGGGCUGCACACGACAAGGCGUUGAGCUGCGUAUCUCAUUCAAUCUGCAGUCGGAAGUUGCGAUUGUCGUGUCCAUGCUUGGUCUUGCAGCAGGCUUGAGCUAUCUUUCCAUGAAGGGCAGCGCUGUGAUUCGGUUGGAACCAUUGCUGAAUGAGCUGCCCGUGGUGGGAGGCAUUGUGAUGUAUUUUGUAGACCCACCACAGGUCGACUUCCGCAUGAACUGGGGUCCGGCUCAAGUAUCAGAAUGGCCACCUGUCAAGAGGCAGCUCCAAAGCAUGUUGGAUUCUGUGAUCACAAGCACACUCCUUCUGCCGAAUGUCAUUCAUGUUCCGCUGGUGGAUGACGAAGAUGUGGUUGACACUGCAGCACUGCGGGAUAUCAAGCCACUGGGUAUUCUGAGAGUCAUGGUUACGCAGGUGUCACCGAUCAAAAAGCGAUUGUCCACAAGGUGGCCGCAGGUGAAACUUGAACUGGGUGCAGAGGAGUGGAUCUGCCCGGCUACCACAUCUCAGCAGUCCUGUUGCUGGCCAAGAAAGCAGCCCAGAGGCCGUAUUUUUGUCCAAGUGCUUGCCUUGACAGGCCUCAGCCCUCUUGGCACCUAUCUCCAAGUGCAAAUGGGUCAGCAGUCCUAUCGCACAGACACCGCCACAGAGGAUUCACUCUGGAGCAUUGGCAUUCCUGUUUCGUUUGAGAUGAACGAUGAAUCCUUGAGGCUUGAAGUGCACAGAGCUGACAACAACUUGUGGCACAGAAGUAUUGGCUUUGUUGACGUCAAGGCUGGGCAGCUGUGGUCCCUAACACCAGGUGUUUGGUGCUCCAGAUCAGAGAGGCUUCAGGGUGCUGAGCAGGUCACCCUGCAGUUUGAAUUGCGGUGUGAGUCUGCUGGCCGGAGAAAUUCGCACGACUUUUUUGUCCACGAUUGGAACCAGAAACUCUCAGUUUCUCUGCGGGAUUUGAGUUGCCUAGUGCCAGCAACUGUGGCAGUGUCCAGGCCACGGAAGGUCUUUGAGCUCUUGGGUCAGAAUACCUGGAAGGUGUACCUUUCUGAUCCAAAACGUGGAGACAUGGUACAGGAGACACACACGGAGGUGGAGCUGUCCUUAGAUUGGUUGGAAACCCUUCCGGAUCCUUUAAGUGAGGAGGUCCAUGACUGUCUGGUUGAAUGUCACUUCGAUGAGGUCUACGUUUCCGAUGUCUCCUUUGUGGGCAACAUGCUGGCCAUGCGUGCUUGCAUUGGGGAGACGGUGCAGCAGACUCGUCUUGCGCAGCGUGGUGAACAAAGCGAGCAGGGCCCGCAGGGAUGGGAGUUUAAAGUUGAGAGCAUCCUGCGGCUCCCUGUGAGUCGAUCAGUUCUUGAGACUGAAGGCCUCAAGAUCGAAGGUGUUGAUGGCAGAGGCAACGUUUGUGCCAUGCGCUUUCUCCAGCCUCCACGCCAGCUCAUGUCCCAGGAACUUCUGCAGUCCAUGGUCAAGCUGGAGGGGGCCCAUUGCAAGAUGCAUGCGCAGGUCUCUGUGAGGUAUUUCGGCCUUGGCAGCACUGUGCAUAAGAUGAGGAGCAUGAAGAAUUCGGAGAAAGACCAUGGAGUCUCAUCACGUGGGAACGAGGUUCGGCUGGACUGGGUGAAUCAAGUCUGGCGAAAGCUACACCCAAAGAUCGUCACGAUCGCGGCUCGCCAACUGGAAGAUCCAUUUGGCCUUUUCACCCAAGCCUUGCGGCUGCAGGUGCCUUUGCCCCUGAAGGAUGUUCACUUCACCUACUUCAUGUUGGGUAAUGCUCCGCCUGAAGUCGGACCCUUUGAAGUGUCUGAUUGGCACCACCCGGAGAACACAUUCAUGGGCAUAGAAGUGAAGGCAGGCUUUCACUUAGACACAGAAGCAAAGAUUGAGAUGAAAGUGCGUGGCCUCACUCUAGGGGUCAACAGGAUUGUUUUGAAGGGUGAUUUGCUACUUCGGCUCGUGCCUGUAAUAGAAGAGAUUCCGGUUGUUGGUGGCAUCGUGGCCAGCUUUCUGAACCCACCGGAAGUGCAGUUCGAGUAUUCCGGACUGGCGCAACACAUGGAUUCCAGCAUCCUGCGGAGACUACUUCAAGCAGCAGUAGGAAGUGCACUGGUCUUCCCUCGAGCGGUUACAAUCCCCGUAGGCACUGAAGAGCAGAAUGUGGACCGAGCUCAGCUUGAUCCCCCACCCAUAGGUGUGCUGCGCAUUUGGGUACUGCGUGCUGCAGAUCUGCCUAGCAGCUGGCCGCUGGGUGCCCUGGGUGCACACUCCCGCAGUCCCUACAUGAGCUUGUCACUUUCGCCUGAAUUGUGGCAGACGUCAGUUGUAUUCCACUCAACAAACCCACAAUGGAACGAAAAGCGCGAUUUUCUAGUUUUUGAUAGGCGUCAAGAGCUAGAGAUCCAAGUGGUGGACAAUAAUUCACUUUUUCUCCGAAAUGUGAUCGCAGUUGCUCUACCUAUUCCGAUCCAUGACCUUGCCUUUGGAGUGGAGGAACCAAUUCCACUGUUUUCUUGCAAGGAUGGUGAGGACGGCAGCCAUUUCGACUCGAAGAAGUCUCCUGCUGGAACUGCGUAUCUUCGCUUUGAGUGGCUGAACUUUGUGAGGAAAGGUCGACGAGGCGCAGAUCCUCGACACUUGCUCAGGGUGAAAUUUGAUGAACUGGGCAUACCCAACAAGCUGUUGGAUGUGGACAAAGUGACCAUUCUGGAUCCCGCCUUCCUGCGGAUGCGUGCAAAAGUGGGUGAGGUCACAAGUGACACGCCGGGAGUGGCCUGGUCCGGGCCAAGUGGCAGAGACCAUGUGAAUGUAGCCGAACCCAAUACUGGCUCAGUGGAAGUUGAUCUCGAACACACACUUUACCUCCUUAUCAAUGCUGUUGACCUGGAUGUUGGGGAACUGGAGCUCCAACUUAUGAAUAAAUAUGAUCAGGUGUUGGGAAUGGCGAGCAUCAAGCUUUCAGAUGUAUUGGCAGCUGUGGGCGGCGGUAAGAAGUGGUCAGCGCAAGACCGCCUCACACUGAAGAACAGUGAAGGCCUGGAUUGUUUCGCUGAUGUGGACGUCUCAAUCCACGGUCUUCGGUUGGCGCAGGAGUGCGUCGCUCCAUACCAGUCCUGGCACUCGCCCAGCCAAAGACGCUGA
Messenger RNA from Durusdinium trenchii, 3773 nucleotides. NCBI's taxonomy places the organism in Eukaryota, Dinophyceae, Suessiales, Symbiodiniaceae. The record is from the annotation of a GenBank genome assembly.